This is a messenger RNA of Porites lobata, 486 nucleotides long. NCBI's taxonomy places the organism in Eukaryota, Metazoa, Cnidaria, Anthozoa, Scleractinia, Poritidae. The record is from the annotation of a GenBank genome assembly.
AAGUUCCUUGAUCUGCUUGAAUCGCUUGGACUUGAACAGCACGUUACCGAAGCGACACAUAUAUUUGGUCGCACGUUAGAUCUCGUUAUCACGAGAUGUGUGUGUAAAUGUAACUUAACUGAGACACUGCUGGGGUCAACUCCACGCAGUUUUCGUUACCUCUCUGAUCAUUCGGCUGUUCGUUGUAGUAUUCGCAUAAACAAGCCUGCGCCCCAAGCCAAGAGGGUGACUUAUAGGAACACCAAGGGUGCGUUCCUUUGGCAUGAUCCGCAUCAGGAUCAGUGACCCGAGAUCACUCGGAUCAUGGUAGAUCAAAUGAACCGAAGAAUCCUUGUCCAGAGUGGAUUCAUCGUUCACUUGAUCUACCAUGUUCCGGAUCAUCCCAAAGGAACGCACCCCAAGUCUGUUGAUCUUGACUGCCUCAAGCAAGAUAUCGCGAAGUCAGAUCUGUGCUUGCAAGGCUGUGUUGGGUGCCCAUCCUCUUGA